CAGAAAGAAUGGAAAGAAGAGAAACCGUCUCAGAAGUGGACCUUUUAUGUCCUGUGUGCUGCUGUAUCUACACGGAUCCUGUCAUGUUGUCUUGUAGUCAUAGCUUCUGCAAGGUUUGCUUGGCAAAAUGUUCUUGAAAAAAUCUCUUAAAUGUCCUUUUUGCAAGAAACGGUCAUCCAAAACGUUGCCUCCAGCAAACAUACAUUUAAAAAUGUUGUGUGACAGAUUUCGUCUGGAUAAAAGUGAGUCAGCUGCAGCUGAGAUGUUGUGCAAGCUGCAUAAGGAGAACCUCAAGCUCUUCUGCCUUGAUGACAAACAGCCAGUGUGUGCUGUGUGCCGAGACUCAAAAAUACACAGAGACCACAAUGUCAGACCACUGGAUAAGGCAGCACAAGAGCACAGGGAGGAGCUUAAAUCUAAACUGAAACCCCUGCAAGACAAGCUUGAUUCAUUUCGAAAGUCAAAACUGGCUUGUGCUCCUAACUUGCAACACAUUAAGAACCAGGCUCAUCACACUGAAAAGCACAUUAAGAGCGAGUUUGAGAAACUUCACCGGUUUCUGCAAGAUGAAGAGAUGAAGCAAAUAGCUGCAGUGAAGGAGGAGGAGAGGAAGAAAAGGCAAAUGCUAAACAAAACCUCAGACUUCGUAAACAAUGAGAUUGUACAACUUUCAGAAAAGAUCAAAUCUAUUUUAGAAGAUUUAGCCACUGAGGAUACAUCUUUCCUUGAGAACUACAAAGCAACUUUGGAAAGAAGCGAGUAUGAGCCGAAGGAAGCUGAAACAGAGUCCGAAUCACUGAUUGAUGUGGCGAAGCAUUUGGGCAACCUGCAGUUUAGAGUGUGGAAGAAGAUGAAGGAUAUUGUUGAAUAUUAUCCUGUGAUUCUUAACCCCAAUACCGCACACCCGCGGAUCAAUCUGUCUCACGGCCUGACCGAGUUUGUAUGUCAAGAUCGGUAUGAGCAGUUUCCUCAAAACCCAGAGAGAUUUGAACAUCAUUUGUGGGUUCUAGGCUCUGAGGGCUUUAUCUCAGGGACUCACUGCUGGGAGGUUGGGGUGGAAAAUAAUGCGGAAUGGGCUCUCGGUGUUGUGACAGGUGAUGUUAAAAAAAGAAACUUCUACAGUGCAGGUGUAUGGAAAAGCCAUUACCAAAAUAUGACAUAUGGUGCCAGUGCCUCUGGAGGGUCUACCACCAUUCUCAGGUUGAACAAGGGCCUGCAGAGGAUCAGAGUGCAGCUGGACUGGGACCACGGACACAUUUCAUUCUCAGACCCAAUUACCGGCCACAAUCUAAAAACCUUUUCCAACAGUUUUAAAGGCAGAGUCUAUCCAUACUUCUGCAAUCAGUGUGACCUUUAUCCUCUGAAAAUUUUACCAGAGGUGACGUUUGUCAGCGUAGAACAGUCUGGUUGAAGUACAUAUAAGUUUGCUUGUGAUAACACCACAUCUGUUUACUUGUGUACAAGGUAGCAAGAGAGAAAAGCAAAAAAGAGGGUAUUUACACAGAACUAAACCUCAUGAUGCAUGGCAGUCUACACAACAAUACUCGUAGGAAUGCCAUGAUAUUAUGUAUCAUGGUAUGUCAGUUUAAAAAACUGCUGUGGAUUUAUACUUUUACACAUAAAAAAAUUGGUAUCACUGGAAAGUCCAAGAGUAAAGCAUUUGCCCUAGCAUACAAUCACACAUUCUUAUGAGGAUACAGCAGCCACCUGUGGGUGGGAUUCCACAAGGUAUGAUGAGAGUACAACUGGCUGUGGUGUCUGAGUGGGCGGGUUAACAUACACACUCUCCGCUUUCAAUAACAGAAACACUAGCAAUUUGUGAAAGAGGUUUCCUCCGAACGUGUUAUGCUGCCCUGUUAUGCUGAAAAAGAUGCAGUCAUUCGGCUUUUCCAUGCUGCAUGUUUAUCUAUGCUUAGUUUACAUUGUUAAAUGACUAUUGUUGUCACUAUACUAAAAUUUUGACUUCGAUACGAUGCCUAAAGUGAAUAUCAUGAUUCCAAUGCCAAAUCUAUACUAUGGCAAAAAUAAAAAUGUAAUAAAUAAA
Silurus meridionalis is the source of this 2044-nucleotide messenger RNA. Its product is annotated as zinc-binding protein A33-like. Bases 128 to 1411 code for a protein of 427 amino acids. NCBI's taxonomy places the organism in Eukaryota, Metazoa, Chordata, Actinopteri, Siluriformes, Siluridae. The record is from RefSeq and is a predicted model, not a curated record. Gene Ontology annotation, molecular function: protein binding; zinc ion binding. The transcript has 6 exons.